Nicrophorus vespilloides is the source of this 2478-nucleotide messenger RNA. It is a transcript of the gene Noc3, whose product is annotated as nucleolar complex protein 3 homolog. Lineage: Eukaryota; Metazoa; Arthropoda; Insecta; Coleoptera; Silphidae. Gene Ontology annotation, molecular function: chromatin binding. Gene Ontology annotation, biological process: DNA replication initiation. Bases 84 to 2453 code for a protein of 789 amino acids. The transcript is spliced from 7 exons. Gene Ontology annotation, cellular component: nucleolus. The record is from RefSeq and is a predicted model, not a curated record.
AAAGCAUGCAUCUUUGUUUUCAAAAUAUUUUUUAGUAAGGUUAUGCUUUUUCUGACAUGUGUUUAGUUAGGUUAUAAUUUACAAUGGGUUCCAAAAAGGCUGUUAAAAACUCGUCCUCUAGUAAUAAUAAAAAAUCAGUAAAAGUAAAGGCUUCCAACAAAAAGUUCAAAGGUGGUAAAAACAAAAGAAGAGAAACUGUACCCAAAUUAAUUAAGCCUAAAAUUAAGGAUGUUGAGGAAUCUGAGGAAAGUGAUUAUGGAGAGGAUAUGCUUGAUAUGGUGGAGGAGGAAGAUUUGGCCUUUUUGAAAACUGCAAUUGCCAACAAAUCUUAUAGCCUAUUGAAAAAUGUUAAAUUUGACAAAUCAAAAGGACAGAAACGAAAGUUACAGGACGAGGAAGAAGAUGAUGAUGGUGAUGAUUUAGAAAAUGAUUACGAAAGUCAACUGAAACCAACAAAGGUGGUAAAGAAUUUGCUUCCAAUUAAAACUAAUAAAGGUAUAGUUAAAAGAUCAGUUGAACAAGAUGAGGUUGAUGAACCAGAAGAGGAGGAGGAAGAGCAGAUGGAGGAAUCAUAUAUUGAUGAUGAAAAUGAGGAUACUGGUGAUGAUGAUGAUGAUGAAGGCAUGUAUGUGUUCAAUGAAGACGGUAUAGAUAAAUCCGUGCCAGUUUCCGCAGCUCAAAUGUUAUCAAAUCGCAACGAAACUUUGAGACAGAAAAAGAUUUACAUUGGAAAUCUAAGUUCGAUAAUUCUCGAAAACCCUGAGGAGAAUAUAUUGAAUUUACGUUUGUUAAUGAAGAUAUUGGACGAUGAUACGCCGGAGGUGUACGUGACCGUUCGCAAAUUAGCGAUCGUCGCGUUAUUGGAGGUUUUCAAAGAUAUUUUGCCCAAUUACAACUUGAAGUUGCAAGAUAUCACGGAAACUAAAGUUAAGAAGGACACUUUGAAGCAGCACAAAUUCGAGGAAACUCUUCUGAGCAGUUACAAGAAGUAUUUACAGCAUCUGGAGAAGUUCAUGUACAUUUUACAUCGAAAACGAGGAGACGCGCGCGUCUUUUCCGAGGGUGAAAUUAAUGUGGCCGAGGUCGCUGUCCAUGCUAUGUGCGAUUUGCUUGUGAGCCAUCCGUACUUUAACUUUGCGCAGAAUAUUGUCCAAACGAUAGUACCGUUCUUGAAUAAUCCCAAUAAGAAUGUUAGGCAAUUGGUGGCAGCAGCUUGCAAAACUGUCUUCAAGGAAGAUAAACGUGAGGAAAUCACGUUGAAGGUAAUGCGAGCCGUAAAUCAGUACUUGAGGAAUCACGCGCAUAACGUGAACGCGGAUAUGCUCGAGGUGUUCUUAGCUUUACGUAUCAAAGAUGUUAAUUUAGAUCAGGAGAAGGAACACGAUAUUAAGGAGAAGAAGCUGAAUUCGAAGAAAGGGAACAUUCUACGAUUGUCGAAACGCGAGCGAAAGAAAGGAAAGAUGUUGAAGGAACUUGAAAAAGAGAUGCUUGAAACGAAAGCAGAGGAAAGCAAGCAAAUGAAGCACCACAACUUGACGGAGAUAACGAAGAUCUUGUUCGGGAUUUACUUUAGGAUUUUGAAAAGCUCGAAUAACACUAAAGUUUUGGGCGCUUGCUUAGAGGGUUUGGCUAAGUUUGCGCAUUGCAUAAAUUUAGAGUUUUAUGUUGAUAUCGUGAAUGUGCUGGACAAAUUGUUGAAGGAGGACUGGCUGGGUUACAGGGAAAACUUGAAUUGCGUUCGAACGGUUUUCUCGAUAUUGGGUGGACAAGGAGAGAUUUUGAACAUGGAUCCGACAAGGUUCUACAAGUAUUUCUACCAGGAUCUUUUGUGCACCACUGCAGGCAGAACUCACAAUAACAUGGAGAUCGUAUUUAGCGCGUUGGCCGAAGCGCUCCUCAAUCGCAGAAAGAAAAUCACGAACAAACGGUUAAUCGGAUUCGUGAAACGAGUCACAACUUUGGCACUUCAGCUGCUGCACAAUGGAUCGAUCGGUGCACUCUCAUUCGUUAAAACCGCAUUCCAGUUAAAUUCCGCAACUGAUAUCCUCUUGGAUCUGGAUAAUUCUGUCGGCGAUGGAAAAUUCGAUCCACAUUUAGAAGAACCCGAAUACUCUGGAGCAGCUAACACCGCUCUCUACGAGUUGACUUUAUUGGCGAAACAUUACCAUCCGAUUGUAGCCAAGUAUGCGGUGCAUAUAGCAAAUGGGGCCAAUUCGGCGAAGGAAGGCGCUACUUUGCCCAUGGAAUAUGCCAAAUGUACAAUGGAAGAGUUAUUCGAAAAGUUCGAUAUGUCUGAGAUGGCGUUCAAUCCACCGAUUAGAGUUCCGAAGCAAGUGCAGGCGAAGGCGCGCCCCGAACGGCACGAGUUCGCGAAUGAAGAUUUCAAGAGAAUGUGUUACAAAAAACUAAAAUAUGAAAAGUCCAAUGAGGCCUUCUUCAUCGGUAUUAAAUAAAUAUCUAUACAAUUUGAAACAUGAA